Messenger RNA from Phytomonas sp. EM1, 898 nucleotides. Lineage: Eukaryota; Euglenozoa; Kinetoplastea; Trypanosomatida; Trypanosomatidae. The record is from the annotation of a GenBank genome assembly.
GCAUUAAACGACCAUCUUCACUAGUGGCGUAUUACCCAGGGUCUAGAAAACAAGCACUAGAUAUUAGUCUUAUAGGUGUCUUCCCUCCUACAUUUACAUUCAUAGGAUGCGUCGCUUUAACUGCUUAGCGGCGAAGCAAGCUGCUUCUUUCGUGAAGUUUUCCCCCACCUUCGCGGCGAGCUCGCAAUCCCGCCAAUUCCACAGCGCGUUCAGCCUGAUGGGCUCUUGCAUCAUGUGCGUGGCUUGCAUGUGUUGCUUCGCGAGCUGGGGGAAUAAUAUUUGUAAUCUCAAGAAAUAUGGCCGUUGGCGGUUCCGUAAUUCCAUAGAUGAUGUCUUCAUCGUAUCGGAUUUCAAGGGCGCCCGGUACGCCGGUGCGUGCUUCGGGCUUCUUUUCUGGUGGUUCAUAGUGGGCCCACAAAAAUACCGUUGGGAUAGCAAUUUAGAGCAGGUGCCAGGCAACACGCGCUUUGGCCCCUUUUAAAUGUGCACUAGAUAGCGCCUAACACGUUGAGCAAAAGAUGAAAAAACAAUUUAAUCCACCUUGAUGGGUGUAUAAGGAUGGAUUCAAACCAAACGAAUAUUACCAACCGGGCUUAAUCAUGCUCUUUAAGUUAUGUUUUCUAUUAUUACUGAAUAUGUUGUAGUAUUAGUAUCAAUAGUAGUAGUAUGAGGAUGGUAGCAACUGCAUGUAUUAAGUAUGCAUAUCUAUUUAGAAGGAAAGCUUUGAUAUGGAAGGACAUCUUACUUUUUAUUACUUGAAAAAAGAUUGUAGGAUCACUAUCUUUUAUUGAGCUUAAUGGUGCUUUCACGAUGAUUCUUAACAUACGCUCCAUGGGCCGACAUAAUGUGCGUCGUAUGUUAAUGCUGUAGCGAUGGUUGAAUUCUCAGAGAGAAAGAA